Pseudopodoces humilis (Tibetan ground-tit) is the source of this 605-nucleotide messenger RNA. Its product is annotated as prolyl-tRNA synthetase associated domain-containing protein 1-like. The record is from RefSeq and is a predicted model, not a curated record. Gene Ontology annotation, molecular function: aminoacyl-tRNA deacylase activity. NCBI's taxonomy places the organism in Eukaryota, Metazoa, Chordata, Aves, Passeriformes, Paridae.
AUGGCGGCCGAGCUGCGGGAGGCGCUGCAGCGGCGGCUGCGGGACCUGGGCAUCGCCACCGUCACCGCCGAGCACCCGCAGGUGUUCACUGUCGAAGAAAUGAUGCCGCACGUCCAACACAUGAAAGGAGGUCACAGUAAAAACCUGUUUCUUAAAGACAAAAAGAAGAAAGGGUUCUGGCUGGUGACAGUCCUGCACAACAGGCAGGUCAAUUUAAACGAACUGGCUAAAAAACUGGGUGUUGGAAGUGGAAACCUAAGAUUUGCUGAUGAAAAUGCCAUGCUGGAAAAGCUGAAAGUGGGCCAGGGCUGUGCCACGCCGCUCGCCCUCUUCUGUGACCAGGGAGAUGUGAGGCUGGUGCUGGAUGCUGCCUUGCUCCAAGGGGGCCACGAAAUGGUGUAUUUUCAUCCAAUGACAAAUUCUGCAACCAUGGGCUUAAGCCCCGAUGACUUCCUGAAGUUUGUGAAGUCGACAGGCCACGAUCCCAUCAUCGUACACUUUGAUGAAGACGUUAAGUAGAGGAAGUUCAUUUUUCUACUACUAUUUGUAGAUUUUGUAGAGCAAAAGUGGUGGAAAAUCUCAUUACAAAUAAAACUUGAAAAAAA